CAUUAGGUGCGUUUUUUGUAACACUCCCUUCUAACAAGUCCUUGUGAUGCAAGGUGAUUGGUAAAUCAGUCAGUAGGCAGUCACCUGCAGUUAUUUUGAUUCUCUGGAACACGGCCAGUGCCUAUAUCGCAGCUUGCAGGAAAGCAAUACCUUCUACGUCAGAGCGAGAGAGCGAGAGAGAGAGAGAAUGAAAGAGUAACCCUCAUCAUUACCACUGCGAUGACACUUCUGUAGUCUGUGACCACGGAUGCAAACCAACUUCUGUCAACUCGAAUUAUUAAUAAUUAACGGUUUUUGGACCAGUUGCUCGACUGUGAGGACAACAAACAUCUCUUAACAAUUAACCAACCAAUUACAGUCCUGUGAACAUUUCGUGGGUGCGUGUGUUUCCCUUAUGUCCCGAAAAUCGAGCGACAAUGACUAUAAUCUUCGUAGUAUGAGCAACCUGAUGGGUGAGAGGAGGAAGAAAGUGAACGAUGACGGAGAGCGGAGCCUCAUCAAAGCUUCGUCCAACGCGAGCAUCAACAGCCAGGCUGCCGAUGUCCCUGCCAAUGCCAAUGCCACUGCCGCCACCUCCACCCGGGACCUGGAGAGAGAGGCGCGUAAACAGUUCCAGCAAGAUGUCACACCUGCGUUUGUUUAUGUUCUAGCUGCGUUCUCCGCGCUGGGUGGCUUUCUGUUCGGCUAUGACACCGGGGUGAUCUCGGGAGCGAUGCUCCUGCUCAAGAGGGAGAUGAAUCUCAGCGCCUUAUGGCAGGAGGUUCUGAUCUCUAGUACUGUGGCUACUGCCGCGCUGUCCGCGUUGGCUGGUGGGUUGUUGAACGGAGUUUUCGGGCGCAGGGUCUGCAUCCUCCUGGCUAGUUUUAUUUUCACAGCUGGGGGAAUAGUGCUUAGCGCAGCUCCUGAUAAGGAGGUUCUACUGGUCGGACGUCUCAUUGUCGGGCUUGGACUUGGUAUUGCGUCCAUGACGGUGCCAGUGUACAUAGCUGAGACGUCUCCCCCCCACCUGAGAGGCCAGCUGGUAACAGUAAACACACUGUUUAUCACAGGAGGCCAGUUCACUGCCAGCAUCAUAGACGGGGCCUUCAGCUACCUACGCCAUGAUGGAUGGAGGUAUAUGUUGGGUCUGUCGGUGGUCCCUGCGGUGCUCCAGUUCGUGGGGUUUCUGUUCCUGCCAGAGAGCCCCCGCUGGCUGAUCCAGAAAGGCCUUACCCAGAAGGCCCGGCGCGUGCUCAGCCAGAUUAGAGGCAAUCAGAACAUAGACGAGGAGUACGACAGCAUCAAGAACAGCAUCGAGGAGGAGGAGAAAGACUGCGGAGGAGAUGGCCCUGUGAUCUGGAGGAUGCUGACUUACCCCCCCACUCGGAGAGCACUCCUGGUGGGAUGUGGACUACAGAUGUUCCAACAGCUCUCUGGGAUCAACACCGUCAUGUACUACGGCGCCACCAUCCUGCAGAUGUCGGGAGUGCGGGAUGACAAGGUGGCCAUCUGGUUGGCUGGGGUCACAGCCUUCACCAACUUUCUGUUCACCCUACUGGGGGUGUGGCUAGUGGAGAGGGUUGGCCGCAGGAAACUCACCCUGGGGAGCAUCAUUGGUACAUGUCUGAGUCUGUCUCUGCUGGCCAUUGGGUUUCUGCUAUCUGCCCAACACACCCCUCCUGUCACCCUCCACCCCACUGACCCCUCAAUGGUCAACUCCACCUGCAACAGACACCUGCUGUGUGAGCCGUGUAUGCUGGACCCGGGGUGUGGCUUCUGUUACCGUGAGAACAGCACAGCUCUGUUCGCCUCCUCGUGUGUACCUGUCAAUACAGCCUCCACUGAGAAGGCAGCCUGGGGCAGGUGUUCCAACUCGACCCAGCUGAGAGUCAAUACGUACUGGGCCUAUAACUACUGUCCCACCUCCUACUCCUGGGUGGUCCUACUGGGUCUUGUUCUCUAUCUGGCCUUCUUCGCCCCAGGUAUGGGUCCAAUGCCGUGGACAAUCAACUCUGAGAUUUACCCCCUGUGGGCCCGGAGCACAGGGAACGCCUGUUCAGCUGGAGUCAACUGGAUGUUUAACUUCCUGGUCUCCCUCACCUUCCUCCAUGUGGCUCAGAACCUCACCUACUACGGAGUGUUUUUCCUUUACUCCAGCCUGGCUCUGCUUGGGUUCUUCUUCAUCUACGGCUGUCUGCCUGAGACAAAGAGCCGGAGGCUGGAGGAGAUUGAGUCCCUGUUCGACAACCAGCUGUGCUCCUGCGGGGCCACAGACUCUGACGAGGACCGGCAGGUGGAGUACAUCAGGGUGAAGGGGAGCAACUACCACCUCUCUGAUAACGAUGCCUCCGACGUGGAUUAGCCCUAGCCUGAGUGUCAGUCUGUUUGUGCUUUCAUACCAACUCAUUGUCAUGCCAAAUAAUGGCUUUAUGAUGACAGCCAUGGAGUUGGGAAGAACACAAACAGAUCUGGUCCCAGUCUAGUUUGUAACUUUGGCCUUGGAUAUGGUCCUUGUUCUCUCAUCUCAGAAAGUGUGUAUCAAGUGUCUCAGAGUAGGAGUGUUUGAUUUAGGAUUAGUUUAGCCUUUUAGAUCAUAAUUAAUAAUAUUACAUGGACAGGAAGCUUGAUACAGACUCGGGGAGCUACAACCUCCCCGAGUCCUGUUCUCUGGUUUGCCUCACAGUCACGUAGGUUACAUUGCUGCAUCUUCUUCACACACAGGGUAGCUAUUUAUAACACAAGUUACUUACACAUUUGAUUUUGCCAAUGUAAUGUUGUAGUUACUUCUAUAGUUUGAUAAGUGUUCUUUUUGAUUUAUAAACCAUCAUGUAAAUAGUAUUAAGCAUACAUUACAUUCAUAUUUAUCCUCAGCAUUUAGACAUCCAUUUUACUGUUCAUAUGUCGCAUUAUUAUGAAUUUCCAUACAAUUAACAAAACUAUUGCCUUUUCCCUCACAUAAAACCCUAUGAUUAGAGAUAAAACCUCUUCACAACAAAACCUUUAUUGUAGGAGUCCAAACGUCCACCAAAAUUGCCAUGAUAUUACAAGUUUUAAAAUCAGAGAGAGGGAUUGUAAUAUAUAGUGUUGAUACCAGUAUGCCUUUCUAUAUGAAACACAACUCAAAACAAUAUUGUCUCAGCUUAUCCGUAGCAUCACAAAUGGGGUGUCAGACACUAGUAGUACACCUGGGCUUUGCAUCCCAAAUGACACCCUAUUCCCUAUAUAGUGCACUACUUUUAACCAGAGCCUUAUGGGCCUUGGUCAAAAGUAGUGCACUAUAAAGGGAAUAGCAUGCCAUUUGGGACCUAACAUGUUCUCUGUCUAUGAUGAGUCUUGCUUUGCUAUUUGUUUUAUCAUGUUGGUUGAUAAACUACAGUAGCACAUGACCUGUCUUUGUUUUCUUAUUAGUAAACCUAUGGAUUAUUAUGUUAUUUAUUCCAAUGUAUUUUAUUUUUACACCCUUUUUCUCCCCAAUUUCGUGGUAUCCAAUUGUUAGUAGUUACUGUC
Molecule: messenger RNA, 3486 nt
Organism: Salvelinus sp. IW2-2015
Lineage: Eukaryota; Metazoa; Chordata; Actinopteri; Salmoniformes; Salmonidae
Gene: slc2a13a
Product: proton myo-inositol cotransporter
Biological process (GO): myo-inositol transport; transmembrane transport
Cellular component (GO): apical plasma membrane
Molecular function (GO): myo-inositol:proton symporter activity
Source: RefSeq, a predicted model, not a curated record